UCUUUAUCGAAGCAAAGUAGAUUAUUUUCUGCUCACCUCGGCUUAAUUUGGGUAGAUAAUUGUUCAUUUUGACAAAGUGCAUACAACACAGCCAGCAGUCAUUCAUGUGAAGAUGAUCGAGUUGCCGAUCAAGUUUCAGCUGAGAUGACCCGUUGAAAAGUUUAACAGGAAAUCAAAGAGCUAUUCAACCAUGCACCGAUCUUGAAACAUUGCAGUAGAAGAACCGAUCACAAAUAAUCUUCUAAAACUAUCGUGACAAAGAAAAGCAGGAUAUGACGGUCUUCACUUCUCCAUUCAAUACUAUCCUGAUUUUGUCUGCUAUUUUUCUUGUUAUCUACAAUGAGUACUAUGAAUUCCUAACAGUCAAGCACAGCCAAUGGACUGCAUCUGAGGCCACCCUUCCUCCACUGACCAGAUCAGAUGGACGCGAUACUGUGCGGAUUCUCUUUGUUGGUGAUCCUCAAAUACAAGGAUACCAAGACGAGCCGGCCUUACUCGGUUACAUAACUCGAUGGGAUGCCGAUCGCUAUUUGAAGACUUACUACCAUCAUGCACUCAGCUUUGUUAAUCCUGAUGUUGUGAUUAUAAUGGGAGAUUUAUUGGAUGAAGGCAGUAUAUCUUCUGAUUGGGAGUUUGAGAGAUAUGCAACAAGGCUGAAGAAUAUCUAUCGGGUACCAGAAGGAGUACAGAUAAUCUAUCUGGCUGGGGAUAAUGACAUCGGAGGAGAAGGUAACGAUCCUAUUACCUCACAGAAGAUCUCGAGAUUUGAGAAGCAUUUCUCGUCUGUCACCGAAGCAGUGCAAUAUAAACACGUAGCCUUCCACAAGAUCAAUGUGCUACCAUACAUCCACCGUCCACCUAGUGAAAGACAAGAUAGCUCCUUCAGGACUCAGUUACAGGAGAUGGGGAAGACUACACAGAGUGCAAGUAUUCACAUAGUCCUCUCGCAUACAGGAAUCUCAGAAGCCAUGUUGCAUAGGCAUAUACAAAUUAUGCGAGUGCUGAAACCCAAGUAUGCCUUUAGUGCCCAUUCCCAUUAUUCAAGUUACAUGAAGCACAAUCUACUGCAGCUGGUGGACUUUUACAAAAAAGUUUAUCCGAGAGAUAGCACAUUGGAUCGCAUCACGGAAGAUAUCUUCAUGGAGGAAUAUAGGAUACCUACUUGUAGCUAUCGCAUGGGGGUACCCAAUAUGGCAUAUGCAGCAGCUGUAAUAGAUGCAGACGGCACCCUGCACUACACACUCCUAUGGCUUCCCUCACGUUACAGACAGCUCUAUAGAUACGCAGCAUUCGCCAUCUUCAUAGCAGUGGUUAUCUUCUACCGCUUCAUGUGUAGACCUCGAGCGAGGAGGAGACACGACUAUUACUCUUACAAUUCUCAUAUUGGCUCAUGAUCAUGAUGGGUUUUGUAUAUUUAUUUUGUGAUAUUUCUUCAAAUAGUACUGUAGUCUUGUGUGCUGUCUUUGCUGUGCAAAGGAAGAUUUUUUUGUACAAGAUGGGGGAUUUUUGUAAGUGAAGGAGAGAGGGUCUUACUGGUGGGAGGAAUAUUGAUUGUGGUAGUGUAUACCACUAACUUUCUGAGUGGAAUUUGCUGAAAGACAGUUCAAAUAGCUUUGAGUAAAAUCACAUUUGCAGUGAAUAAGAGGGAUUCAGGUGACUCCUGUGGGAAUAUCAGGGUCCUGUUGUACAAAGAGUUGAUCCGAUCAAUCGUAACUCGAUGGAAAUCCAUUAGUGUCAUAAUUUUUUCU
Lytechinus variegatus (green sea urchin) is the source of this 1748-nucleotide messenger RNA. RefSeq names its product metallophosphoesterase 1 homolog. Lineage: Eukaryota; Metazoa; Echinodermata; Echinoidea; Temnopleuroida; Toxopneustidae. Gene Ontology annotation, cellular component: endoplasmic reticulum. Gene Ontology annotation, molecular function: hydrolase activity. The coding region runs from base 273 to 1394 and encodes 373 amino acids. Gene Ontology annotation, biological process: GPI anchor biosynthetic process. The record is from RefSeq and is a predicted model, not a curated record. The transcript is spliced from 7 exons.